ACACUGAAGCGCAGUGUGUCGAUCACAAUAGCCAGAAACUCGACAGAUUUCCAAGUUGAAGCGGCAGUCGUUUGAUUAGGUCUACUCGGGGUGCAGCAACUAUAGCAACCACCUGAGAUCUUACAGAAAUGGAUAAUCACGCCUUCGACGGUCACGAAGGGGGUUCGAACAACGUGAGAAGGGCAUCCGUACGACCAAAUUUAGCAACUAUACCGUCCGGAAUUGGCAUGGAUAGUAUGGCAUUCGAAAAUCCUGAUGACAUCUUGAGACAUCAGGCGGUGAUUGGAAACGCACGCAUGGGUCCAAGUAUGGAGUCCAAAUUGCGCGGAAGCCUACGCCGACUCGGGGCCGGAGCUAGACGGUUGACACAUGAAGCAGUCCCGCGGUUAGCCAAUUACAGCAACAUGUUCCAAAUGGCGACAACGGGAGCAAGACCAACCAUGGAGGACCUCCAUGAAUCCAUUGUUGAGGAUAAGCCAACAGAACGUGUAGGAAAUAACGAACCGACAGAUAAUCGUCAAAAAUUCGGCUGGAUCGAAGGCGUCCUUAUCCGCAACAUGUUAAACAUUUGGGGUGUAAUGCUUUUCCUCCGCAUCUCUUGGGUGGUAGCUCUUGCUGGCAUCUGGCAAACAAUUAUCAUCAUUGGCAUUUCGACUUUCGUUACGUUGGUUACUGCCCUGUCUACAUCAGCUAUCGUUACCAAUGGAGAGAUCGGAGGAGGUGGAACGUAUUACGUUAUGAGCCGAAUUUUAGGUCCAGAAUGGGGUGGCUCGAUUGGUGUUUUAUUUGCACUUGCCAACGCUAUCAAUGCUUCGCUGAACGUGGUCGGUUUCUGUCAGACUCUGCAGGACACCAUGAAAAAUUACGGUGGAUACACUAUUGUUGAUGGCGGAGAUAAUGACACAAGGAUUCUUGGCACGAUCCUGAUGAUCCUGGUUUGGGGUCUUUGUGGUCUUGGAGCAAAAUACGAAAGUUUGACGCAACAAAUGCUGGUGGUGAUUUUGGCCGUUGCUCUUGCCAAUUUCUUUGUCGGUAGCUUCCUUGGACCUCAGACGGAAAUUUCUCAAGCUCGAGGAUAUAUUGGAUAUUCACUGGAUAUGAUUCGAGAAAAUUGGGACUCGGGCUACGUUUUCAAUGGCGGCAUUAUGCAAGAUUUCUUUUCUGUUUUUGCUGUCUACUUCCCAGCUGGAAUCGGCAUUUUAGCUGGAGCCAACAUUUCAGGAGAUCUGAAAGAUCCAAGCGCUGCUAUCCCUAAAGGAACGAUUUGGGCAAUCAUCGCUACAAGCAUUUCUUACGCUAUCGUGGCUAUUGUGUGCGCUGCAACCACUGUACGACAAGCUACUGGCAGUAUUGCCGAUUUCCGCAACGGCACCUAUCUUGAUUGCGUGUCGAAAAACUGCACUUACGGGUCCUACAAUGACUAUCAGCUGAUGACGCUGAUUUCAGCUUACGGACCCCUUAACUACGCUGGGUGUUUUGCCGCCACGCUAAGCACGGCUUUGGCCAGCUACAUUUCGUGUCCAAAGCUACUCCAGGUGAUUGGUGAUGACAAACUCUAUCCUCACUGGAUGGUCGGUUGGAUGACCAAAGGAUACGGCAAAUCUAACGAGCCUCACCUUGCUUACCUGUUCACUUUCUUCUUGGCACUGGGUUUCAUUUUAAUUGCCCAACUGGACAUGAUUGCCCUUCUGAUUUCUGAUCUGUUUCUCAUCACGUUCGCCUUUUUGAAUUACGCCUGUUUUCAUGUUGAUCUCGUCCAACCCGUUGGAUGGCGCCCCACUUUCAAGUAUUACAACAAAUGGCUGAGUUUAUUUUGCGCCUGCCUUUGCAUCGCCAUUAUGUUCAUGAUCGACUGGAGAGUGUCUCUCAUCACAUUGGCCUGUGUCUUCCUCUUCUACUUCAUUGUGCUCUAUCGCAAACCAGAGGUCAACUGGGGUACCUCGUCUCAGGCAAUGAAUUUACAAGACGCUUUGACCAGCAUCCAACAGCUGGUUCACAUCGAGGAGCACGUGAAAAACUAUCAGCCACAAAUUUUGGCGCUCACUGGUCCGCCCAGGUCCCGUCCGGCUCUCGUCGAUUUCGCUUAUCUCAUCUGCAAGAAGAAUUCCAUGCUUGUUUGCGGCAAUGUCGUUCAAGAAAAGAUAUCUACCAAGAGACGUGGAGAGAUUUUGCAAAAAUCUUACAAACAUUUGCGGAGAAACGACAUCAAAGGAUUUUGUUCGCUCAUCGCUAACGUGGACUUGCCAAGUGGCACCUCGGCCAUGCUGGAAGUGGUUGGUGUCGGCAAAAUCAUGCCGAAUAUUUUGUUCAUCGGAUUCAAGAACGACUGGCGUGUUUGCGACAAAAACUCACUAAGCCAAUACUUUGCAACCAUUCACGCUGGAUUCAACCUGCACGUUAGUGUUGCCAUCCUGCGCGUAUCGGAAGGGCUCGAUUAUUCCACUGUUUUAGGUGACACGGAUGAGCCCUUCCAUUCGGGAGGAGGAGAUGAUAGUCGUCCCCCCAGUGUAAUGGAUACACCACCCGGAACACCCGAUGUGGAGAGACACAAUACCAUCAGCGAUUCACCAUUCGGCAGCUCGAAUAUCGUAGACACAUCGAAAGACCCAAAGAAAGCCAAGAAAUCGAAAAAGAACAUGACAUUGAUGGACGCUGACGGCAAUGAACUGCCGAGACACAUCUGCAAUAACAUCACCAGAUUCCAGAAGAAGCAGCUGGAAGGAAGCAUUGAUGUCUGGUGGCUUUACGAUGAUGGAGGACUGACUCUACUCUUGCCGUACAUUAUCAGCACGCGCGCUAAUUGGUCAGCGUGUCAGCUGCGUGUCUUUUGCACGGCGAACGCCCAGGAAGAAGUAGAGAAAGAGAGAGAAGGGAUGGCUGCCUUAUUGAACAAAUUCCGCAUCAACUACGCUGAUUUAGUAGUCAUCACCGAUUUGAACAAACCGCCAAAAGAAUCAACCAAGACCUGGUUUGAUGGACUCGUCCGCCCAUUCAUCCGGCGUGAAGAGCUCACUGAAAAUGAACGGCUUAACCUGCAAGCCAAAACGGAUCGUCAUUGUAGACUGAGGGAGUUAGUGGUGGACCACUCUUCCGAUUCCAAUUUGGUGGUCAUGACUUUACCGAUGCCGCGAAAGGAAGCCGUCAGCGCCCCAAUGUACAUGGCUUGGCUGGAGACAUUGACUGCCAACAUGCCGCCCUUCUUGCUCGUUCGAGGCAACCAAACAUCCGUUCUCACUUUCUACGCUUAAACUACGAAACUUGUAGUCCCCUCUCUCAAUUUGAAAUCACCUUUUCGCUGUUAUAUUUGUUCUAGGAAAAUUGUAAAAGCAUUUCGAAAUUCAAAAGAAACAAAUACUAGUUACCUGAAA
Messenger RNA from Daphnia pulex (common water flea), 3368 nucleotides. Its product is annotated as bumetanide-sensitive sodium-(potassium)-chloride cotransporter-like. The coding region runs from base 129 to 3248 and encodes 1039 amino acids. Gene Ontology annotation, molecular function: sodium:potassium:chloride symporter activity. The record is from RefSeq and is a predicted model, not a curated record. The transcript is spliced from 21 exons. Lineage: Eukaryota; Metazoa; Arthropoda; Branchiopoda; Diplostraca; Daphniidae. Gene Ontology annotation, biological process: sodium ion transmembrane transport; chloride transmembrane transport; cell volume homeostasis. Gene Ontology annotation, cellular component: membrane.